ACGCGCACGGACAUUCUCUCCAAUAUCGUGGGAUGGAUCAACGACGGCAGAAAUGAUGUUCCACGCGUGCUAUGGUUAUCCGGCCCUGCAGGGACGGGUAAAUCAGCCAUUGCUCACACGAUCGCUGGCUCGUUCAUCAGGGUGGGCCCACUUGGUUCUUGUUACUACUUCGACCGAAACACAAACGAUCGCUAUCAAAAGGUCUUCACCACAAUCGCGCGUGACCUGGCUGAUCGUCAUCCGGAGAUGAGACGAGUGUUAGCAGAUGCAGUCAAGAACGAAACUGCGCUCAAGACUACAGCAAAUGUCGUACAGCAGUGGCAGAAGUUUCUUGUGGGACCACUAAGGAAGCUUUCUGAGUCACCCAUGGGGCCUGUCGUUAUCGUUAUCGACGCACUGGACGAAAGUGGCGAGGCAAUGGAAACACGCAGUGACCUUUUACGCAUUUUUUCUGGUAAAUUCCAGAACCCUGCUGUUACCCGAAUCACAGAGCUCCCAAAGAACUUCCGGUUUAUCGUUAUCUCUCGCCCGCUUUGCGACAUUCAAAAUUCGUUUGCGAGCGCUCAACAUAUUCGAAGGAUUCGCCUGAAUGGAAUUCCGCCAGAAGUCGCGGAACACGAUAUCUGCGCUUACGUGUCAAAGACGCUGGAAGUGCUUCCAUAUUCUGGGAGCAAAGAGUUCACAGCCCUCGCUAAGAAAGCUGAUGGUCUUUUCGAGUGGGCACGUCUUGCUCACGAAUCCAUCGAAACACCUCCUGGCUUAUCUUCCGAUCAGUCGUUCAAUGUCAUAAUGUCCCGCGAUCCUGUCGAACGGGAGCGCCUGUUGUACGAUAUGUAUCACUUAAUUCUAACGCAGAUUAUGCCAAAGGAUAGACACAAAAGCUCCAAGUUUCAGCAAACACACUUAGCGAUGUUUUGCUCCGUGAUAGGACAAAUUCUCGGCACAGCCGAACCUUUCCCUUUGAAUUCCCUGAAUGCCAUGCUAAGCUAUCUUCCAGAUGAAAGCGAGCGUUACAAAGUGGAGGUCAUGGUAGAACGCAUGGGAUCCCUCUUCGGCGGUGCCACUGCCCCAUCUACCCCAAUCCGACCCGUUCACGCAUCCUUCCGCGAUUUCCUGACAGACCAAUCACAUAGCGGAGGGUUCUUCGUCGACGUGCCGAAGGUACAACGAGACCUUGCUUUCGCAUCACUUCUUUCGUUCAACAUCUGCGAUUUGAAAUCAUCAUAUCUCCCCAACUCCGAAGAUCCCUAUCUACGAGAAUGA
Molecule: messenger RNA, 1263 nt
Organism: Suillus fuscotomentosus
Lineage: Eukaryota; Fungi; Basidiomycota; Agaricomycetes; Boletales; Suillaceae
Exons: 1
Source: RefSeq, a predicted model, not a curated record